Molecule: messenger RNA, 986 nt
Organism: Terrapene triunguis (Three-toed box turtle)
Lineage: Eukaryota; Metazoa; Chordata; Testudines; Emydidae
Product: ficolin-2-like
Exons: 8
Coding region: 1-936 (311 amino acids)
Source: RefSeq, a predicted model, not a curated record
AUGGGAAGAGCUGCCCAGAAAACCCUCCUCUCUUUACUCUGCAUAACCGCAGUGGUUUGUGCAGAUAAAGACACCUGCCCAGAUGUAAGAAUAGUGGGUCUCAGUGGUUCUGAAAAACUUACCGUUCUCCAGGGCUGCCCUGGGAUUCCUGGAGCUGCAGGUCCCAAAGGAGAACCCGGAGUUGCGGGAAUGAAAGGUAUGUUCCCAGAACGGGGAGCUCAGGGGAUUCCUGGAAAAGUGGGACCUGCUGGGAUGAAAGGAGAAAAGGGAGAUGCUGGCCGCACUGGACUGAAAGGAGCACGGGACUGCAAGCAGCUGUUAAGCGAAGGGAAUUCUCUGAGUGGCUGGUACACCGUUUUUACGCAGGACUGUGUUGCCAUGACUGUGCUGUGUGACAUGGACACGGAUGGCGGGGGAUGGAUUGUUUUCCAGAAACGGGUGGAUGGUUUGGUGGAUUUUUUCCGCGAUUGGAAUUCGUACAAGAGAGGUUUUGGCAGCCGGCUGUCAGAAUUCUGGCUGGGGAACGACAAUAUCCACCUGCUGACGUCAAUUGGAACCCAUGAACUGCGCAUUGAUCUCAGGGAUUUUGAAGACAACUGUGUAUUUGCCAAGUACAAGUCUUUCAAAAUAUUAGGGGAGACUGAGAAAUACAAGCUGAUCCUUGGAGACUUUCUUGGUGGGACUGCAGGCGAUUCUCUAUCGGUUCACAAGGGCAUGGCCUUUUCAACCAAGGACGGUGACAAUGAUCAGAGCACAGACAACUGUGCUACAGCCUACCUGGGGGCCUGGUGGUACAAUGGAUGUCAUCACUCCAACCUGAAUGGGUUUUACUGGCGGGAGAGACAAGAGAAGCAUGCUACUGGCAUCAACUGGUUGGCAGGAAAAGGUCAUGGCUAUUCCUAUAAGUUCUCUGAAAUGAAAUUUAGGCCGGUUUAGCCCAGCUGGAGGACCGCUGCAGGCUGCUCCCACGGAGGUGAGCAUUCAGC